This is a messenger RNA of Fomitopsis serialis, 3598 nucleotides long. RefSeq lists its product as uncharacterized. The transcript has 10 exons. The record is from RefSeq and is a predicted model, not a curated record. NCBI's taxonomy places the organism in Eukaryota, Fungi, Basidiomycota, Agaricomycetes, Polyporales, Fomitopsidaceae. Bases 328 to 3558 code for a protein of 1076 amino acids.
CCUCUCGUGGCUCGUGCUGCAUCUCCCAGCCCUCCUCCUCUUGCAGACCUUGAAGCUCUCGCGACCAGACCGAAUCACUUCGGAGUCUACCGACAGUACUAUCGAAGCCCACGACGUGAACCAGAUGACGAGGCUAGCAUACUACAACUCUGUGAUGAUACUUUACGGGCUCCUCAUCAACCACAACCUGCUGGGCAAUCUGUUCGCGGGUUUGGACGCGCGAUCGUACAGCGCGUGCGCUCAGCUCCACGACCAAAGCCCGGAUCGCUGAGACCAGCUCGCUCCAACUGGUUCUUCCCGUUCUUGAACCCGAGCGCAUUUCUCCUUAUGGAGUGGGCGCAUACAGGCUCAAAUCUGAAGUCGAAUGCCGAGGUCCAACGCCUCGUCGACGAGGUCCUCAUGGAUAAAGAAUUCGACAUCGAAGAACUGCGCGGCUUCAAGGUUGCACGUGAGACAGCAAGGUUGGAUGCGAUAGAUGUUGCCGAUGAAACAUUGCGGACGGUCGACGGAUGGCGCAGGGUGGCAAUUACUGUGCCAGUGCCGAAGGAGCGCGUCAAGUACUCUUCUGAGGCGGAUGCUCCGCACUUCGUCAUCGACAAUGUCUACAUCCGCUCCCUCGUCGACACUAUGAAGGAGGCUGCGAGCGAUCCUGAUGCCACGACGUACAACUGGAUCCCCUACGAGUACCUCUGGAACCGCCCUGUUGACAAUCCCUUGACUGAUGCGCAAGGGAGACCGCUUACGGAGAAGGUCCGGCUUUACAGCGAUGUUUGUGACUCUCAGGAGGCUCUUGACGAGGAUGCACGGAUCCGUGCAUGGGCUCGAGAGCACUGCAAUGACCCGCCCGACGUUGAAGUGGCCAUGGUACCCAUCAUGCUCUGGUCCGACUCGACUCACCUUGCCAGCUUCGGAUCUGCGUCUCUCUGGCCUAUCUAUGCGUUCUUCGGCUUCGUAUCCAAAUAUGUGCGUGCAAAGCCGAACUCAUUCUCUGCGCAUCAUUUGGCCUACAUACCCAAGCUUCCUGAUGCCUUCCAAGACUGGUACGAAGAGGUCCACGGGAGUCCUGCCACAGAGAACACCUUGCGAUUCUGUCGGCGAGAAGUCAUGCAUGCCAUCUGGACCCUUCUCAUGGAUCCCGAGUUCAAGAAGGCAUACGAAGAAGGAUUGCUGUGGGAAUGUGGCGACAAGAUUCUCCGACGCCUGUUUCCGAGGUUUUUCACAUACUCUGCGGAUUAUCCGGAAAAAAUACUUCUGGCUUGUACUCGCUAUCUCGCUCAAUGCCCGUGUCCGCGCUGUUACGUCAAGAAAUCCGACUUACGACUGAUGGGAACGAGCAGGGACAUGAAGCAGCGGCGGAACCAUAUCCGCGUCGACACUGAGCCUAUCCAAUAUGACAUCAAUGCAACGCGGAGCUGGAUCUUUGAGGAUGGGUACAGCGCGAGCAGCAAACGCAUAGAUAAGGUGCUUGGACCACGCUCACUCCUCCCAAUCCGAAGCGCAUUCUCAAGGUUCUCAGAGAGUCUGCCGCGGCCACUGCGCUUCAACCAUUACCGACUUCUCGUUCCCGACGUCAUGCACGAGUUUGAGCUUGGAGUAUGGAAGGCUGUUCUCAUCCAUUUACUUCGCAUUCUGUAUCUGCUUUGUCGUCUCUCGGUUUUUAACCGAAGAUUUCGUAAGAUCCCAACGUAUGGCUGCGAUACAAUCCGGCGCUUCAGCAACAAUGUUUCUGAUCUCAAGCAGAUGGCCGCGCGUAUGUACGAAGACAUCCUGCAGUGCAUCAUGCCUGUCGUUGACGGCAUGCUCCCUCCACCUCACGAUGAUAUCGUGCUCGACCUUCUGUUUGCUCUCGCAGAGUGGCAUGCUUUUGCGAAGCUUCGCCUGCAUACCGAACGGACCCUCAGCCUCUUCGACGAGUCUGUCAAAGCUCUUGGCAAGGCAAUGCGCAGGUUCGAGACGAUCACAUGUCCAGCUUUCGACACAAAAGAGCUUCCUCGCGAAGUCGCCGCUCGAGGUCGUCGGCAGUCUCGCAAGGCCGCGGGAGGUGCUCGACGUGCCAUGUUCAGCCUGUGCACCUACAAGUGGCAUGCCAUGGGAGACUACCCUGAUAUGAUCAGGGCAGUCGGGACACCCGACAUAACGUCAACACAGCAUGGCGAGCUUGAACAUCGUCGCAUCAAGAGGUUCUUCCCUCGCACGAACAAGAACAACUAUGCAGCUCAAAUCGGCAAAAGGCAGCGGCGCGAACGUCUUCUGCAUCAGAUCAAGAAGAAGCGCAAUAUAGUUAGGGGGCAGCACUCGCAGUCGUCUGCACCCAAGGCCCGGCGGCCUGCGCAAGAGGAACAGGCAGCAAGGCCAGGUUCGAGGACCCGACUUGAAGUCCCCGACAGGCGCCGCGGCGCAGUGCUCCCGUUCACUGACAGCGAAUUCCUGCCGCCCACGCCGCCUGACAGUCGAUACCAGAUGUCAGACUCGCAGCGUUAUUGGGAGAACAUUCCCAUGUGGCAGGCAAAGAAUCGCGACGAUCCGGCGACCAAGGACUUCAUCCCUCACCUCAAGGAUCACUUACUCGGACGGCUACUGAACCGCGAAUACAAUGGCGACGAGGAUGUCUUUACACCAGCAGAUCGCCGCCGCCUUAGUAUCGAGAAGGAUCGCAUGUACCUUCACAAGGUUCUCCGGGUCAACUACACCACUUACGACAUGCGGCGCGGUCAAGAUUCGAUCAAUCCGAGGACUCACCCGAAUAUCAUGCUACUUGCUCAUGAAGAUGAUGACGACGCAGGCGAGCACCCUUACUGGUAUGCACGAAUCCUUGCCAUGUUCCAUGUCCAUGUGCGGCUCGCCUCGGGAAGCCCAUCUGUGCCUGACAAGUGUCAGAAGAUGGACGUUCUCUGGGUACGCUGGUAUGGGCGAGACCCUACAGCACCUGGGGGAUUCAAGGCUCGUCGCCUACAUCGCUUGGGCUUCGUUCCAGAUGAUGAUCCUUACGCAUUCGGCUUCCUCGAUCCCACGUCAGUCUUGCGGGCAUCACAUAUCAUACCAGCUUAUGCAUACGGACAAGUAAGCGAUUUAUUACCACCGUCGCCAUGCGCUCGGCGUCCCGAGGAGGAAGACAUGGAUUACAUGUACUACUACGUUGGCAUGUUCGUUGACCGGGAUAUGGUCAUGCGUUACUUGCCGGGAGAGGCACCCGGGCACCAGGGGACCGUGUCGCAAAAGUAUAGGGAUGGGCUGUUCAGAUCGGAGGCUGAGCCUGACGAGGUCAUGGCAGAGGAUCAGACUGACACGAUUGCUGAGCAGGAACACGACAAUGUCUCCUUUGCACAGCAUGAGGAAGGACAUGACUCGGAGGACGAUGAUGGGAGUGUGGACGGUGCCGGAGACCAUGACGACCACGAGGAGCAUGAUUAUGGCUACUGCCCCGAUGGUGACGAAGACGAAGAGAAUGACUUGGAGUGGGAAGACGAAGACGAGGACGAGGACGGAGAUCUUGGCCCAGAAGAUGGGGAGGUUGACGAUGAUGAUGAGUAUGCACAUACUGGCUUUGCACAUCUAUGACUGUUGGUACCUAACUCACUCAAUACCACUAUUCAAUGGC